Molecule: messenger RNA, 891 nt
Organism: Saxophila tyrrhenica
Lineage: Eukaryota; Fungi; Ascomycota; Dothideomycetes; Mycosphaerellales; Extremaceae
Exons: 2
Coding region: 1-891 (296 amino acids)
Source: RefSeq, a predicted model, not a curated record
AUGACUCUUGAGCAGCCGGUCAUGGAGGAUGGUUUACCAAGCAAAGUUCGGGGAGCGAAGGACGAGAAAGAAGGACGCGAGCAGCAUCCCCGGGAGUACGUCGCUCGGCAAACAACGAAGCAGUACAAGUUAACAACUUUCAGCAGCUCCACGCAAGCGACACCAGCAAAAUCAAGCGACAGCGUGUUGAUGCGACUUCCUGCCGAGCUUAGAAACACGAUCUAUGAGUUGGUUUUGCUCCAGGACGAGAAGGUCAUCGUGACCAGCCUGCGCCGCAGCCCUCGCGGCCGCUCGCGAACAGGCAACAACAGUCUCUGGCUCAGGUCGAUCCGGCAGGGUAGAGGUGAGCCCGACUUGAGCUUGCUGAGCGUUUCCAAGCAAGUCCGACAGGAAACACUAUCCAUCUUUUACCGCGGCCACCGAUUCUACAUCAGCAUCCUCGCUUCUGAGAUGAACCACGUCUACUCAUGCCUGAAGUCGCUCUCGGCACAGCUCGGUGACCAGUGGCCCGCCCUCGACUCUCUCUUGUCCCGGAGGGCUGGUCCGAUAGGGUCUGCGCCCACUCGUUGGCUGCGCUGGCCUCAUUAUAAGGACAAAGAGCCGUCGAAUCUUCCGUUUCCGACCUCUGCGACGGUCUCCAAGAUAGGCAGACAACUCCAAGAGGUGGUGAGAGUUGGGGAGAAAGCAAGGCAGAGUGGUGCAUCGGUCGAGAGGUUGGAGAUGCACUUCCGGGACUGGGUGUUUGAGACGGCGAGGAAGAUCUGCAGGGAAAGUGUGGAUGACAGUCUGCAGAUGGUGUAUUCGGCGCUGGAGAGGGAUGAUGGGAGGGCUGAGCUUGCGUGGGAUGAGCCCGAGCGCGUGAUUGCGUCGGCUCGUUCGAGGAGAUCGUGA